Molecule: messenger RNA, 318 nt
Organism: Malania oleifera
Lineage: Eukaryota; Viridiplantae; Streptophyta; Magnoliopsida; Santalales; Ximeniaceae
Exons: 2
Coding region: 1-318 (105 amino acids)
Source: RefSeq, a predicted model, not a curated record
AUGACAGUGAAGAAUAGAUACCCAUUACCUAGAAUUGAUAAGCUAUUUGACCAGCUACAGGGCACACAUGUCUUCUCUAAGAUCGAUAUGCGAUAUGGGUAUCAUCAGCUGAAGGUGAAAUUGGAAGAUGUACUGAAGACUGCAUUCCAGAGUAGGUUGAUGAAGAUAGCCCAUUUAAUCCCAAUAAAAGUUAGUCAUUCCGUGGAUAAGUUGGUAGAGUUAUAUGUUCAAGAGAUAGUUAGAUUGCACGAAAUGCCGAUGUCAAUUGUCUUAGAUAGAGAUCAACAGUUUACUUUCUGGAUCUGGAAGAGUCUUUAA